CUCCAGUGAACACGCGCGCGCUGAAUCCCGGCUUCCUCCCCUGCACAAACUCAUCGCACGCGCUGUGGAAUACCGGCACCGGCGCCCUACCUAGUGCACUAGCGCGCGCCCGACCUAGUGCACUACAUGUGCAGCAGGGAGGAGAUUCAGGACGGAGCCAUAGCCCACUUUUUCCCCACAGUCCACAGUGCGCGUGCUGCAGCUGCGGAAAUGACACAGCACCGACAAAUCCGUCACGUCACGCGCGACCACGGGACCCAGAGACACGGAGAGCCAGGGAUCACGCGUGGAUCAAAUAAUCACGCGCGGACACGCAAAUGGACGCGUGAGGAACCGCACGGCGCCGUGGAGCCGCACAAACCGGGGAAAUGAGCUCGUCGGAGUAUGGCGUUAAAUCGGAUGGACAUGCACUUGAUAAAGAUGUUAAGGUUGAGAAGGACACAGACGACAUUGCAGAGGUUGAGACGAAACAGAAUUCGGAGGACAAGUCUUUGAACUGCUUCACUCAGAGGAUCGCUAAGAGAUCUGCGUCGAACGGCUUCGACGGCCUUUACUCGGAGCAGAACCAGUCCACUGGCAGAAAGAAGUCCAAGGUAACUUUGCAGGUUGGCGAACUUUUCCAAGAUGGCGGCUCAGAGGAAACGCCCAGAUCCCCCCAGGACAAAACCAUAUCAUCAUACAGGAAGCCUUUAUAUGGCAUUUCCCAUCGUAUCACAGAGAAAAAGGCCACAUCCAGCAUGGAUCAGCACGAAUCUGGGGUCCGGGUUAGCCGUAACGGGAUCCUUUUCCCAAAGUUGGACAGCCCGAUUCAUGUGAGGUUUGAUGGGGCGUCAUCGUCCGGAUCCUCUACGUCUCCAGUAUCUUCCGAUUCUCAUCUAUAUCCACUUUUCGAAAAGAUGUUCUUCAUCCUCAACAGUUUGAACUCCAGCAUGUCUCAGCUGCACAGCAAGGUAGACCUUCUUUCCCUAGAAGUGACGCGCAUCAAGAAGCAGAUCAAGCCUUCGGAGAUGGCCAUGGAAUUCCAGCCUCCACCGGAAUACCAGUUGACCAGAGAGGAAUUGGGUCAGUUGAUGGAGCAAACCUCCACGGCUGGUGAACUGGGGUGCAGGCUGCUAGUCCAGCUAUUCCCAGAGCUUUUCACAGCUAAAGAAUGCGCCCACGGUUGCCGAGCUUGUGGCAUCGCCAGCAAAACCGCUCUGGAUUCUUUGCACCUUCAACUCGUACGCAACUACGUGGAGUCCUGCUACCCGCUGGUCAAGAACGGAAACGUUUGGCAGAACGAGUGCCUGCCGCAGAUCAACGACUUUUUUAACCGUUUCUGGGCUCAGAAGGAUAUGGAGAGUGGGCAGGUUUGUGGGAAACGGACUGGGUUUGACGUGGACCAAAACCACGGCUGCCAUUUCAUCAACGAGGACGGACAGGACGAGAGACUGUCGCUGGAUUCCGGAGAGAACCCCGCCAUGAACGGUAGCCACUUCGGCCACGUCAAAUCAGAUCUCGUGUUUGAUUCCCAAGAAAGCGGAGAGAAUCCUGAUGACAUCACGUCAGCCGAGGAGUUUGUCAUAUUCCUUUUGAACAGACUCUUCCCCGAAGUGUUUGAGGAAGGAAGACUUCCCGAGGGUCACAGGACUGUCGGAGAGCUGAUCGUCAAUUCGGACAGACUGGAGAUUAUCCGCAAAUACAUGGAGGCAAAUUUUCCAGAAAUGCCCGAAGACACGUGGCUACAGUUGUGCGUGCAACGAAUGGAGGAAGCUCUUGAGAAUGUUUCUGCCAAUGGUGGUGAUCAGGAAAACCACCCCGAGGAGAUCUACAAUCCCAUUUCCCUCCCUGAUGAUGUCUCAAUUGUGAAAAUCAGUGAUUUUUCCGACUAUGAAAAGUGUAAUCGGAGGUCCAAAAGGUUGUUGCUUGAACCUGUUGACUUCAACAAAAUGGACAUCCCUUGUCCAGAUUUUGAAGUUCCAGAAGAAUACCUACUCACGAAGGAGCAGCUGAGGAGCAUCUACAACAGCAGCUUGUCCAUUGGAAACUUCGCCUCCCGUCUUUUGGUCCUCAUGUUCCCUGAACUGUUCACGCAAGAAAACACUCGCAAGCACUACAACUGCAGCGGCUCACUGGGAAAAAAGCAGCUGGAUCCCAUCCGGAUCAAUCUCAUCCGCCAUUACGUCCAACUGCUCUACCCUAGAGCUAAAAAUGACCGAGUCUGGACCCUCGAGUUUGUAGGGAAGCUUGAUGAAAGAUGCAGGCGUAGAGACACGGAGCAGCGUCGCUCGUACCAGCAACAGCGGAAAAUCUACACCUCGGAUCUGGAUCCCGAUCUCGGAGACUUUGUAACCGCUAGCCAAAUCACCUCGGAUCGUCCGAAAGAGGAUUUCGAAGUGCCCUCGUUGCCACCUGAAAAAAGUAGCAAAGACUUUUGUAAGAUUCCUCUGGAGGAUCUCAAGAUUUCCGCUCCAGACUUCCCAGUGCCUUCGACAUACUUACUCACGGACUCUGAAGUUAGAGAAAUUGUUCAGCAGAGCCUCUCGGUCGGGAAUUUCGCUGCCCGUCUUCUCGUCCGUCUCUUUCCUGAACUCUUUACUCACGAGAACCUAAGGCUUCAGUACAACCAUUCGGGCGCCUGCAACAAGAAACAACUCGACCCUGUGCGACUCCGACUCAUCCGCCAUUAUGUCGAAGCUGUGUAUCCCGCAGAUAAAAUGGAGGAAGUGUGGCACUACGAGUGCGUUCCCAGCAUCGACGAGCGCUGCAGGCGCCCGAAUCGCAAGAAAUGUGACAUCCUGAAAAAGGCCAAGAGAUCGAAUAGCACUGUGUCAUGUUCCUAACGCGGCCGAUAUAUUUGAAGAAAAUUGUAACUUUUGCACAAGCCCAUAAGCGCAAGCUGUAAAGAUCCUUAUCGAGGUCCUCUUAUGUAGGUCCUUGUGUAUAAGAUGUAGCUACAACAACAGUGAAGCUAAUUAAUGAUGACACUAUUGACAGAUUAGUAAUAAUAUUAAUAUGCCAAACUAUUCUAACUUUUAAUAGAUAAGCUAUUGUUGCCUUAGGCUAGCAAAUACAGAAGUGGAAAGAAUUUCUUCUUUAGUUACAAGUCACUUUAGUAAUGGCAGAUAUAUAUAUUGUUUUUAAUUCAUUCUAAUGUUGCAGCACUGGUGUUUUUCUAACUUUAUGUCCUAGCUGCAGUGUACACUAAAAUAUAGAAACAGAUCGAUAACUAUUUUUAAAUAAAAGUUCAUGUUUAAUCAGAAA
Pangasianodon hypophthalmus (striped catfish) is the source of this 3243-nucleotide messenger RNA. It is a transcript of the gene bend3, whose product is annotated as BEN domain containing 3. The record is from RefSeq and is a predicted model, not a curated record. Gene Ontology annotation, molecular function: DNA binding. Bases 369 to 2822 code for a protein of 817 amino acids. Gene Ontology annotation, biological process: rDNA heterochromatin formation. Lineage: Eukaryota; Metazoa; Chordata; Actinopteri; Siluriformes; Pangasiidae. Gene Ontology annotation, cellular component: heterochromatin. The transcript has 4 exons.